Drosophila arizonae is the source of this 1084-nucleotide messenger RNA. RefSeq lists its product as uncharacterized. The record is from RefSeq and is a predicted model, not a curated record. NCBI's taxonomy places the organism in Eukaryota, Metazoa, Arthropoda, Insecta, Diptera, Drosophilidae.
AUUGUAGAAAAUUUCAAGUCAGACAACAAAUUUUUCAUAAAAAAAUUGCAUAGUAACUAGCGUAGCCGAAGAAACUUACCAUGGCUGUAAAAAAUAUCAAUAAAAUUAAUAGUUUGAAUUUGUUUGGAUUUAUCAAAAGGUUCCCAAAAGACACUGUAAUUUUAGGUUGGGCUCCACAUCGCAAUGUCACAUCGUGUAAUCAACUGAAGAGACAUGCGCAGAAAAAAAAUAACGUGCCAAAUUACUCGAAUGUCUUAAGUAAAACUUCAGCGACCAGACAGGUCAAUGAGGAAAAUUCACGAAAUGGCGUUCCAUUUGAUGGACGACAAUUUGAGAACCAAUUGGCUGCUGAGCGUAUACGCCAAUCUAAUGAAAUAUUGAAAGAUCAUUAUCUAAAGAGACGUCAUAUGCUACGGACGUUAAUUUAUGAUGUUAAGAAACCAAUUCCGGAAUUUUCGAAAAAACUCAAGGGUAUCAUGGCUCAAGAAACAGAUGAUACAAAUGAAACAGUCAGUGCUGAUAUGAUGAGAACCAGUCACGAUUACCCAUCGCGACGUUGUAGACCAGAGGCGAAAGAUGAUUUAACUGAGGACAGUGUGAAAGACAGGCACAUGAAAUUCCAUAAGCGUAGGCAGAUAAAUUCUGACGUGGAUGAGCUACCUGAAUUAGAUGAUUAUUUGGCGACCAGACGUAGUCGCAAAGCUGCCAAAGUGUUAAGGCCGCCAGAUAGCUAUAAGUAUGGCGAAAUAAAGCCCACCGAAUUUAAAGAGCACAGACUUCUGGCCCAUCAAAGGGAGAGAGUUAAGAAAAUGUGGCAAAUCGGAUCAAGACAAAUUCCACGGUUGGAGUAAUUAAAUAUUCAUGAAAUGUAUUGCGGACCAUUAAUUUAAGUUCAAAAUUGAAAAAUGCCCAUCUUUGAGAUCAAUGUUUGUUUAAAAAACUUUGGAACUACAUGUGUAUGUAUAUAUGUGAAUGUAUACAUAUUGACAAAAUCUACUAUGUUAAACUGUGAAGUAAUGCAUUUAGAGGUGUUUCUGCUAAUCAGCGGAUCUGAUUAACUGUAACAAAAAACGAAAGAAAGUUA